Molecule: messenger RNA, 1902 nt
Organism: Magnusiomyces paraingens
Lineage: Eukaryota; Fungi; Ascomycota; Dipodascomycetes; Dipodascales; Dipodascaceae
Exons: 1
Coding region: 1-1902 (633 amino acids)
Source: RefSeq, a predicted model, not a curated record
AUGACAGAUCCAAUGUCAGUUCCAGAUGUGAGGAUGGCAGAUCCAAUGCUAGUUCCUGUAGUCAUCCCUUCUGCGCCAGCCAGUUACAAGCAGCCUAAGAGAAGUCUUAUUGGUAUGGGCAUAAAGUCGUCGUCGCAGUUGCCAUCGUCAAGUUUCUUUGGAAGCAAUCCUGUUUCUAAGAGGCCUGGAGGAGAUACUGUGCUGAAGCAGCGUGGAGGAGAUGGUGUAGUUGGAGGGUCUGGAGGAGCACUAAUUGACAAUGCUCAACAGAGUCAAGAAACUACUAAAAAGCCAGAUCCAUUGGUGAGCGAUUUCCCUGCGGUGCUAAAGACUUCAAAGCCUGUUGCUGAAAAUCCAUUUAAGCAGAUUGAGUUUGUGCGUCUUCCUGGCUCCAAUGAGCUAAGAGCAGUGCAGAAGGAUAUUCCUGAUGUUGCUGUUAAUGAUACAACUCGUGUGCUUGGUAACGUUGCUAAUGCCGUUACUGAUAUUGGUGUUCCAUCUGUGUUUCAUGCAUUUGAUCCGGAAACAUUGUCAUUUCCAUCUGAAGUGAGUAAAAAGCGAGAGUCAGCAUUGCUGGCGAUGCCUCAAACUCAUGUGCAAGAGGUGGCAAAUACUGAGGAUUUGGUGCAGAGGAAGCAUGGUAAGGCAGUUGAUAGUACUAUUAGUGGUAUUGUUGAUGGUGUCGUUGUUGGAGCAGAUGCUGAUAUUGGUGAUGGUGUGAGUAAUUUUUCUGCUCCAGUUAUGGUUUUGCCAGCUGGUGAAACAGAAGGUAGUGGUAGCGUGGAUGUGGGUGACGAGGUUGCGCCGUUAUCGUCGAACAUGGCUGAACAGAUUUUAUCGCCGUUGAUGAACAGUAGCGAUCAGCUUGUUGCUAAUGCUGCUGUUGGAGGAGGUGCAGGUGUUCAGGCGAGUUUGAGUAAUGGUGUAAUAAAUGGGUUUCCUGCGUUGAGUGUGAAUGCUUCUGCUGAUUCAGAGUCUGAUGAUGAUUUAUUUGAAAGUGCGGUUGAAGGUGAUGAGGAUGAAGGUAUGGAGGAGGAUAUAGACUUGUUGCCGAAGUUAGUGAUGGAGCUGGAUGAACAAAGAAGUGAUGAGAAGGAAGCCAACAUUUAUGCUGAAGUUGAAGAGAAUCCGUUGGCUGAGCAAGAAAUGAAGAAGGAAGAAGUAGAAGAGAGGACUAAAAGUAUUCUCAAAAGAAAAAGAGUCACUAAUGAGAUCAAAGAGCAAGAGUCUAGAGAAAAGGAAAAGCACGAGUCUAAAGAAAAAGAUAGGCAAGAGUCUGAAGAAAAAGGAAAACAGGAGUCUGAAAGAAAGGAAGACAGUGGUGAGGAAGGAGAAGAUGUGCCAAAGGUAAAGAGAGGUCGUGGUAGGCCCAAAGGAAGUACUAAAAAGACUGUGUUGGAUAAAAUCGAAGAAGCAGCAAGAAUUGGAAAAGAAACUGGUGAAGCUGCGAGAGUGCUGCGAAGAUCGUCGAGGUUAGAGAAAAGUGCACGAAGACCGGACUUUGUGUAUGAUGAUGAGACUGAUGAUGAAAGAAUAAAAAGAGAGAUGCGAGAGAUUGUGGCACUGCAUAAAGAAAUUGAGAAAGAGAAAGAGGAGGAAGAAAAGGAAAGAAAGAGAAAGGAAUUUGAGAGAGUAGGAAAUUUUAGUGCUUGGAUUGAAAGGGUGAAGAAAAUUGAAGGGAAAGGUUGGAUUAAGGACCCGAAGAAGCCGUUGAAGGAAAAGCGUGGUAGGAAGCCUCUGGCUCAAGGUGUUGAAAAAGUGCGAAUGGCAAAGCUUUUUAUUCAGGAUGUGGCUGGUGGUGAGCUGUAUGUUGAGCAUGCAAUGUUGUCGCAGACUAGUGCAGUUGAUAAUGCACGUGAGUUUGGGUGGGAAACUAUGGUUGACAAUCUAUGUUUAUUUUAG